CUAUCACCAUCACCACCAUCUCCAUCACCACCACCAUCACCAUCACCACCAUCAUCACCACCAUCACCAUCAUCACCACCAUCACCACCAUCAUCACCAUCAUCACCAUCAUCACCACCAUCACCACCAUCAUCACCACCAUCACCACCAUCACUAUUACCAUCACCACCACCAUCACCAUCACCAUCAUCACCACCAUCAUCACCACCAUCAUCACUAUCACCAUCAACACCAUCUCCAUCACCACCACCAUCACCAUCAUCACCACCAUCACCAUCAUCACCACCACUAUUACCAUCACCACCACCAUCAUCACCAUCAUCAUCAUCAUUGUCACCAUCACCAUCAUUAUCUCCAUUAUCACCACCACCAUCAUCACCACCACCAUCACCAUCAUCACCAUCAUCACCACCAUCAUCACCACCAUCAUCACUAUCACCAUCAACACCAUCUCCAUCACCACCACCAUCACCAUCACCAUCAACACCAUCUCCAUCACCACCACCAUCACCAUCACCAUCAUCACCACCAUCACCAUCAUCACCACCAUCAUCACCACCACCACCAUCACCACCAUCAUCACCACCACCAUCACCACCACCAUCACCAUCAUCACCACCAUCACUAUUACCAUCACCACCACCAUCAUCAUCAUCAUUGUCACCAUCACCAUCAUUAUCUCCAUUAUCACCACCACCACCAUCACCACCACCAUCACCAUCAUCACCACCAUCACCACCAUCACUAUUACCAUCACCACCACCAUCACCAUCACCAUCAUCACCACCAUCAUCACCACCAUCAUCACUAUCACCAUCAACACCAUCUCCAUCACCACCACCAUCACCAUCACCAUCAUCACCACCAUCACCAUCAUCACCACCACUAUUACCAUCACCACCACCAUCAUCACCAUCAUCAUCAUCAUUGUCACCAUCACCAUCAUUAUCUCCAUUAUCACCACCACCAUCAUCACCACCACCAUCACCAUCAUCACCAUCAUCACCACCAUCAUCACCACCAUCAUCACUAUCACCAUCAACACCAUCUCCAUCACCACCACCAUCACCAUCACCAUCAACACCAUCUCCAUCACCACCACCAUCACCAUCACCACCAUCAACAUCAUCACCACCAUCACCACCAUCAUCACCACUAUCACCAUCAUCACCAUCAUCACCACCAUCAUCACCACCAUCACCAUCAUCACCAUCAUCACCACCAUCACUAUUACCAUCACCACCACCAUCAUCAGUAUCAUCAUCAUCAUUGUCACCAUCACCAUCAUUAUCUCCAUUAUCACCACCACCAUCAAAACCAUCUCCAUCACCAGAACCAUCACCAUCACCAUCAUCACCACCAUCACCAACAUCACCACCACUAUUACCAUGACCACCACCAUCAUCACCAUCAUCAUCAUCAUUGUCACCAUCACCAUCAUUAUCUCCAUUAUCACCACCACCAUCAUCACCACCACCAUCACCAUCAUCACCAUCAUCACCACCAUCAUCACUAUCACCAUCAACACCAUCUCCAUCACCACCACCAUCACCAUCACCAUCAACACCAUCUCCAUCACCACCACCACCAUCACCACCAUCAUCACCAUCACCAUCAUCACCACCAUCACCAUCACCACCAUCACCAUCAUCACCACCAUCACUAUUACCAUCACCACCACCAUCAUCAUCAUCAUUGUCACCAUCACCAUCAUUAUCUCCAUUAUCACCACCACCAUCAUCACCACCACCAUCACCAUCAUCACCGUCAUCACCACCAUCAUCACCACCAUCACCACCAUCACCACCACAACCAUCGCCAUCAUUUUGCCAAUAUCAUUAUUUAGUAUUUACUUAG
This is a messenger RNA of Hippopotamus amphibius kiboko, 1857 nucleotides long. Its product is annotated as basic proline-rich protein-like. Lineage: Eukaryota; Metazoa; Chordata; Mammalia; Artiodactyla; Hippopotamidae. The annotation marks the transcript as partial. The record is from RefSeq and is a predicted model, not a curated record. The transcript has a single exon.